UGUGGCGGCGUGUUUCCACACAUCGUGUCCGUCACAGCCGGUCUUCCAGGCGGUCCACCACAGCUUGUCAUUUCGCGGUGCGGCGCGGCUCGGCUCGGGUCCGGUUCGGUUCAGCUGCUGGUCAGACGGUGUGCGGGUGUUCCUCCCCGGGCAGAGCCCCGCCAUGGCUCACCUCACCGAUAACCCCGCAGAUAAAGAACGGUUCGUCUGUCUCUACCCCGUCUACAUCAACAGCAAGAAGACGCUGGCCGAGGGACGCCGCAUCCCGGCCCAGAAGGCAGUGGAGAACCCAUCCUGUGCAGAGAUCAGAGACGUCUUGACGGCGACGGGAAUGAACGUCUAUGUGGAGAACAAAAUGCACCCGAGGGAGUGGAACCGGGAGAUCCAGUUCAGAGGACGAGUCCGAGUCCAGAUGAGGCAGGAGGACGGAACCUUGUGUCAGGACAAGUUCUCCACCCGCAGGGCUCUCAUGCUCUACGUGGCUGAGAUGAUCCCGAAGCUGAAGACUCGGACCCAGAAGAGCGGCGGAGGAGAGAGCAGCUCGCAGCAGACGGACGGAGGGAAGAAGAGCAAGAAGAAGAAGAAGUGACCUGCUGGAGCCGGUCCCAGCCGGUCCCAGCCGGUCCCAGCCGGUCCCAGCCGGUCCCAGCCGGUUCCAGUUAGUUAUGGUUGGUUAUAGUUAGUUAAGGCUGGUUAAGCAGUGACAGUUUCAGUUUGUCCAAUAUUUGAUUUUUAAUAAACUUUCAGACGAAUCAAA
Molecule: messenger RNA, 757 nt
Organism: Salarias fasciatus (jewelled blenny)
Lineage: Eukaryota; Metazoa; Chordata; Actinopteri; Blenniiformes; Blenniidae
Gene: srp19
Product: signal recognition particle 19
Exons: 5
Coding region: 164-589 (141 amino acids)
Biological process (GO): SRP-dependent cotranslational protein targeting to membrane, signal sequence recognition; SRP-dependent cotranslational protein targeting to membrane
Cellular component (GO): signal recognition particle, endoplasmic reticulum targeting
Molecular function (GO): 7S RNA binding
Source: RefSeq, a predicted model, not a curated record